Hevea brasiliensis (rubber tree) is the source of this 987-nucleotide messenger RNA. RefSeq names its product arabinogalactan protein 23-like. The record is from RefSeq and is a predicted model, not a curated record. Bases 1 to 237 code for a protein of 78 amino acids. NCBI's taxonomy places the organism in Eukaryota, Viridiplantae, Streptophyta, Magnoliopsida, Malpighiales, Euphorbiaceae. The transcript has a single exon.
AUGGACAUGAAAAAGAUCUCCUUUGCUGUCCUCAUUGUCGCUGCCUCCAUGAGUGCAGCCUUGACCGCCCACGCUGCUGAGGCCCCUGCCACUUCUGCCGCUUCAGCUGCUUCAGGCCCUGCCGCUUCUGGCCCUUCUGCUCCAUCCCCCGCCAGCGGAGCUGCCGAGACAUCCCCAUUUGUUGGGUCUUUGAUCGGAGCUUUCCUUUUAUCUUUCCUUGCUUACUAUAUGCAGUAAGCUGAUUAACAGGGAAGAAGAUGGCAGGAUAUAUAUCUAAAAUAAUGUAUUUAUAAGACAGAAAUGAAUGUGGAAUAGAAAAGUUGCUUGAACGAAGGGAUUGAAAAGAGAAUAACAGAUGAUGAUUAUGAAUCUUUUUUUAAUUCUUGGAAAUUUUUUGGCUUCUUGCAGAAUUUUCCCCCUUAAUUUGUUUCAUUAAUUUCUGAUGUGGUAGAUUAGUAGUUGAACAUUGAAAUAAAGACAAACAUUAAGGAAAAACUUCUCUGGUGUGCACUCUUUUGCUCCUUCAAUAAGUAUUGCAGGUCUGCUCCUCUUGCUAACGCUAACAUGAAUGAUGGGUAUGGAUAGCAAUUGUUUGCAAACCCAUCCGGCCCAGAUAAAUUUUUUCCCAUCCUGCCUUGUAGAGGAUAAUUCUUUCAUGACAUAAAGAAAGAAAACCUACCGACAACCAGAACUUACUCCUUUGGUUAUUACCAUUAUCCAUUUGAAGUACUUUUCUUUGUCCAUUCAACUUGGUGUCUGGUUCAGAAUAGGUAUCCUAUGUUACAGGAAGGAUAUGAUGAUUCUGAUGAUCUAAUGUGGGCAUCCUAUGUUCAAUGGAAGAAUCUGAAGGGUCAGCUCAGGACAUAUUUCUGCAAAUGAAUAAUGAGAACUAUGACUUAUCAACAAACAAAAUGAUUGCCCCAUUUUGCUGUUCUUAUCAGAGCAGAAGUCCAUUUUCCUUCUUUUGUGAAUCAUGCCUUUACCUAA